AUGUCUUCUAACUCCAGUUCAAGUUACAACAGACGCGGGUCUGUUGGUUCCACCGGCAGCCAUACCAAAGUUCACAAUCUGUCAGUUGUCAACUGCCUCUGCCAAGCCAACUCCAUCACCUGUCACCACCGCGGACUCAUCUGCAAGAAUUCAGUCUUCACGGGUUGGGCCGAUAUUCCGCGCAGCAAAGGGCGUGUGAAAAAAGUCGCCAAAAUACAAUUGACGGCACCACCAGCCCGCCCCAAUCCCACCGCGCACCUCGCCGUGCUGCGGAACCCCACACACCCGGAGUGGAAAGCGAGACCGGAGAAUUACCUCUCGCCCGCGCUGUGCAAUAUCUCGCCCGCCUAUAUCAAGCGCGUUGUCGAAACCGAAACCCGCGAGCUAUUGUUGAAAGGGGGGGGUGCGAAGAGCUCCUCGUUUACAUUGGCACGGGCUCAAACCAAUGAGAUAAACCUCGAGAACGAGAAAUAUUGCUCGUUCAAACAGAGACAGAAGGAAAGGAGCCGAGCAGUAGGAGCAGAAGCGGCAGCAUCAGCAGCAACAGCAGCGGCAGCAGCAGUGACAGAAUCACCAGAAGCCAAAGCCGAAGCCGAAGCUGAAGAAGCAGCAUCAACACAUAAUGUGUGA
This is a messenger RNA of Sclerotinia borealis F-4128, 630 nucleotides long. The record is from the annotation of a GenBank genome assembly. NCBI's taxonomy places the organism in Eukaryota, Fungi, Ascomycota, Leotiomycetes, Helotiales, Sclerotiniaceae.